UUAGACAUUUAACUCAUUUUGUUUCUAUAGCCUUAACCGUACACGGGGCUUAGAUCCCCCCUCUGUCUGAGCCAUGAACUGAAAGCAUGGCGAGGUAGUAUUCGUUUGAGUUUUGACCCCCACCGGCAUGAAUCCGCCCCGGGGAAGCCUGAUGCACACCCAGAACCUUCAACCCAGGGCCGGACCCCCCGUAUCUUUUACGCAAAUCUCCUCUUCAUUUCUCCUCGUCCUCGCACACAUUCGGCUUUCGUACCAGAUCUGAACCUCUAGUAACCUAACUACCAAUGGAAGACUUCGAGGCACAACUCGCUCGGGCAGCAGCACCAGACACGAGGGACGUCCUGGGCGCAAUUGGACUAGUCGACCAAACCCUAACAACCCCAACAGGAACCACGCUCUACCACCACGCGUGCGGCCGACAGUCGCUGGACGCCGACGCGCCGCCGCUUGACGCCGACAGCACGGUAUCGCUCGGCUCCGCGGGCAAGUUCCUGACGCACAUCGCCGCACUACAGCUAGUGGAGCACGGGCUCGUGGGGCUCGACGACCCCGUGUCCACGCUGCUCCCCGAGCUGGACGCGCUGCCCCUGAUCUCUCGCAGCAGCCCUUUCGCAGCCCGCCCCCCAGCGACCAAAAUCACCCUCCGCCACCUGCUCACGCACACGAGCGGCCUGUCGACGCACGACGACCCGGCCGUACAAUCCUACCUCGCCGCCGGCGGCGCCAUGCCGACCCCCGCGCCCGACGCCCACCCCAUCGUCCGCGCCACGUCGCUGCCGCUCACAUUCAACCCCGGAACCGGCUUCGCCUACGGCCACAGCAUCCACUGGGCGCAACUCCUCGUCGCGCGCGCCGCGCCCAGCGGCAACUUUAUCCGGCACAUGCAGACGCACGUCUUCGACGUCCUCAACAUGCGCACCGCGACGUUCGGGCCGCGCGACCGUGAGGACGUGUGGCACCGGCGCCUGCGCAUGGUCGAGCGCGCCGCCGCCGACGGCAGUCUGGUGGAAGCCGACGACGCCACGCAGGGCCUCACGUGCAGCGUGCGCGACGUGGGCGCCGCGCUGGCAGAUCUGCUCGCGCCGGCGCCGCGGCUGCUCUCCCGCCGGGAUCUGGUCGACUUGUUGUUUGAGCCGCAGUUCGCGGCUGGGAGCGGCGCGCUGCGGGAUCUGCGCGGCGAGAAGGACAACUAUGCGUUUUGUGCUGGCAGGGACAACUAUGCGUUUUGUGCUGGGAGGGACGACUAUGCAUUUUGUGCUGGGAGGAUGGGAGACGGUGGGGAGGAGCUGGGUGUGAACUGGAGUGCGGCGGGGCUCGUGGUUGAGGAUGAUGUGUUGCGUCUGUCAGGGAUGCCGCGCGGCACCGUGGCGUGGGAGGGCAUGCCAAAUGUCAUGUGGGCUGUUAACAGGGAAAAGGGGGUGGCGGCGUUUUUCGCGACGCAGCUCGUGCCGAACGGCGACGAGAGGGCGAACAGGCUUGCCGUGGCGUUUAUGAGGGGGGCGUGGGGAACAUUUGGCUCGUCCUGA
Molecule: messenger RNA, 1526 nt
Organism: Lasiosphaeria miniovina
Lineage: Eukaryota; Fungi; Ascomycota; Sordariomycetes; Sordariales; Lasiosphaeriaceae
Product: beta-lactamase/transpeptidase-like protein
Exons: 2
Coding region: 285-1526 (413 amino acids)
Source: RefSeq, a predicted model, not a curated record